CAACUCAAAUUUAUAGAGUAAAGUACAGUAAUAUAUGAUGCUUGAUGCUAUAGGUAAAUUCAUCGUUAAAUGGUGUCAUACAACAACAGCUUUUGUGCCUGUCGCCGUGCGCCGCCGCCCACAACGGUCACUAGAGACGAGGAGAGAUUCGCAUUCCCAUCCCACCCCUCGCCUUUAAAUCCUGCGCCCCACCGCUCCGAUCUAUCCUCCACUCGAUCUCUCGCCGCCGCCGCCGCCGCCGCCGCCUACUCCCACUCAAUCGCCGCCGACGAGAAAGCACCGACUCGAUCGUCAGCCAUGGCCCGGGGAGAGAACCAGGAGGCGCAGAGCGGGAACGUCCCCGACGCAUCAUCCGCAUCCGCGCCGAAACCGGCGUCGUCGUCAUCGUCGGCGGGGGCCGGGAAGGGCUUGGAGGGCCAGUCGGUGGUGCGGCGGCUGCAGUCGGAGCUGAUGGCGCUGAUGAUGGGCGGCGACCCGGGCGUGUCGGCGUUCCCGGACCCGGACGGGGACAGCAUGCUCCACUGGGUGGGCACCAUCGCGGGCUCCGCGGGGACGCCCUACGAGGGCACCUCGUACCGCCUCGCGCUGGCCUUCACCGCCGAGUACCCCUACAAGCCGCCGCAGGUGCGGUUCGAUACCCCCUGCUUCCACCCCAACGUCGACGUCCACGGCAACAUCUGCCUCGACAUCCUCCAGGACAAGUGGUCCUCCGCCUACGACGUCCGCACCGUCCUCCUCUCCAUCCAGAGCCUGCUCGGAGAGCCGAACAACGACUCGCCGCUCAACACGCAGGCGGCGGCGCUCUGGGCGAACCAGGAAGAGUUCAGGAAGAUGGUGCAGAAGCUCUACAAGCCCGCAGCGUAGGGGAGGAGCCGAGGAGGACAAGGACAAGCCCGCUGCGGGUUCUUCAAGCACUCAUCUCGCUUGCGUCGAUAACUCGAUGUCGAAUUGUCGAUGGAGAAGACAAGAAAAUAGAUGGAUGCUUUUGUUGGGUUGGGUUUCCCAGUCUGGUGGUGUAGCAGAAGACAAGAAAACAGUACGAGUGUUCUUUUGAGUUCUGAAUGUUUAGAGGUUCAUUUUUACAGGACUUAUUUUCGCCCAGAUUCAGUGCUGCUUGGCGAUCAACGAAAUUUCAGAUGACCUGCAUUCGCAGUGUUAAUACCCAGAUGAAAACCACAUGUACUUGAUAUUGCCGUUCCUCUUCUAACGCAGUGUUGUUGCUCGGCUGAUGCAUCAA
Molecule: messenger RNA, 1237 nt
Organism: Sorghum bicolor (sorghum)
Lineage: Eukaryota; Viridiplantae; Streptophyta; Magnoliopsida; Poales; Poaceae
Product: ubiquitin-conjugating enzyme E2 20
Exons: 3
Coding region: 70-864 (264 amino acids)
Source: RefSeq, a predicted model, not a curated record